Molecule: messenger RNA, 5657 nt
Organism: Cherax quadricarinatus
Lineage: Eukaryota; Metazoa; Arthropoda; Malacostraca; Decapoda; Parastacidae
Source: RefSeq, a predicted model, not a curated record
UACAGCACCUAGGGAAUGGGAGGUAAUCAGUUUUAUUCCAAGGGAAAGGUUGCUCCAAUUUCUUUGAUCAAGAGCCUUUUACAAACAUUAUGGUACCCCGUGAAGAGAUUGCAGAACAUAUUGACCCUCAACCCUCGCAUCACCACCCAUGCCACCUUGCAACCCUCCUCUGUCACCAAGGAUAAUAAGAAGUACUGGAAACGUAACAAAGGCAAGAACUGUGUGAAUCACUGUAGUCUGGAGAAAAACUUUGAUGAUAUUAAACAUACGACACUGAGUGAACGAGGUGCUCUACGUGAGGCUUCUCGCUGUCUUAAGUGUGCUGAUGCUCCUUGUCAGAAGUCUUGCCCUACACAACUUAACAUCAAGCAGUUUAUCUCCUGUAUUGCUAACAAGAAUUACUAUGGAGCAGCCAAGAUGAUCUUCUCGGACAACCCACUUGGAAUGACAUGUGGGAUGGUGUGUCCUACCAGCGACCUCUGUGUAGGCGGUUGUAACCUCUAUGCCACCGAGGAAGGUCCCAUUAAUAUUGGUGGUUUGCAGCAGUUUGCAACAGAUAUAUUCCGUCAGAUGAAUAUUCCACAAGUUCGACCACCCAACUUACCAGCAGAUCUUCCAGAGAGUUAUGAUGCAAAGAUUGCUCUUAUUGGGUGUGGACCUGCCUCGAUAUCUUGUGCAACAUUUUUGGGACGACUUGGCUAUCACAACAUUGAUGUCUUUGAGAAGAAAGAUUAUGUUGGAGGCUUGAGUUCUUCAGAAAUUCCACAGUACCGACUCCCCUUUGAAGUUGUUAAUUUCGAAGUGGAUCUCAUGAAGGAUCUUGGUGUUAAAGUACAUCACGGCCGUCAGCUCUCUCUCUCGGAUAUAACAAUUAAGGGCUUGCAGCAAGAUGGUUAUGAGGCAAUAUUCAUUGGGAUUGGUCUUCCUGAGCCUAAAAAGAUUAGUAUAUUUGCUGAUCUGAACAAUGAGAUGGGUUUCUACACCAGUAAAGAUUUCUUGCCUAUGGUAACAGCAGCUAGUAAACCAGGGAUGUGCAGUUGUAAGUCUCAGCUGCCAUCCAUUAAGGGUGUGGUGCUUGUCCUGGGUGCUGGAGACACUGCCUUUGAUUGUGCCACAUCUGCUCUUCGCUGUGGGGCAAAACGUGUCUUCGUUGUCUUCAGAAAAGGCUUCACAAAUAUUCGGGCUGUUCCUGAAGAGAUGGACUUAGCACGUGAAGAAAUGUGCGAGUUCUUGCCUUUCUUGUCACCUCGCAAAGUGAUUAUGAAGAAUGGCAGAGUUUCAGCCAUGGAGUUCGUGCGCACAGAGCAAGCACAAGAUGGAUCCUGGAUUGAAGAUGAAGACCAGACAUUCAAAUUAAAGUGUGACUACAUAAUCUCAGCAUUUGGUUCUGGUCUUUCAAAUACAGACAUCGCUCUAGCCCCAGUUAGGCUAAACCGGGGUCACCCAGAGGUGGAUGUACACACUAUGAGCCCCAUGAAGUGGUGUUUUGGGAGGUGAUGUUGUGGUGUUGCAGAAAACCACUGUGGAAAGUGUCAAUGUGGGAAAAAAGCUGCUUGGAAUAUUCAUAAAUAUUGAGUACAUUAAUGCAGCUGUAUUCAACAGUCUCUCCAUGGCCUAUUUGUUCCUGAGAUGCCACAACUGCCAAAGUUCUACACUCCUAUCGAUGAUGUGGACAUCUCGAUUACGAUAUGUGGUAUAAAAUUCCCAAAUCCCUUUGGUUUGGCAUCUGCUCCGCCCACGACAGCUGCACCAAUGAUGCGUAGAGCUUAUGAGGCUGGGUGGGGCUUCUGUGUCACCAAAACAUUUGCCCUAGACAAGGACAUUGUCACCAACAUAUCACCUCGCAUAGUACGAGGCACAACCUCGGGUCACAUAUAUGGUCCUGGCCAAGGCUCCUUCCUCAACAUUGAGCUCAUCUCUGAAAAAACUUGUGCCUAUUGGUUACAAAGCAUUAGCGAACUUAAAAAGGACUUUCCAGAUAAGGUGCUUAUUGCUAGCAUUAUGUGCAGUUACAAUGCUGAUGACUGGACUGAACUAGCCAAGAAAGCUGAAGCAGCAGGAUCUGAUGCUCUUGAAUUAAAUUUGUCAUGCCCACAUGGUAUGGGUGAGCGGGGUAUGGGACUUGCAUGUGGCCAGGAUCCAGAAUUGGUUCUAAAUAUCUGCCGCUGGGUCCGUGCUGCAACUACCAUCCCCUUCUUUGCAAAGCUCACUCCCAAUGUCACCAAUAUUGUUACCAUUGCUAAGGCAGCACAUGAAGGUGGAGCAGAUGGUGUGACUGCUACUAACACAGUGUCUGGCUUAAUGGCUAUUCGACCAGAUGGGUCAGCUUGGCCAUCUAUUGGUAAGGAAAGGAGGACAACGUAUGGAGGAGUCUCGGGUAAUGCAAUUCGUCCAAUUGCUCUCCGUGCUGUAACUGCCAUUGGUCGAGCCUUGCCCAACUUUCCCAUCCUUGCCACUGGUGGUAUAGAUUCUGCAGAUGCUGGAUUUCAGUUCUUGCUGGGCGGUGCCUCAGCACUGCAGGUAUGUAGCUCAGUGCAGAACCAAGACUUUACAGUCAUUGAAGAUUAUAUUCUUGGCCUUAAAGCUUUGCUGUAUCUAAACUCCCUUGAGUCCAAGAAGGACUGGCUUGGCCAGUCUCCUCCUACUCCUCAGCACCAGCUUGGCAAACCCAUAGUGAAUCUUAGCAGUGUUGUUGGCAAGGGUCUUGCAAAUUUUGGUCUGGAUAAGUCUGAAAAAGAGAAGGCCAUCACAGAGCAUAAAGUUAUGACAGACAUUUUAGAACCAUGUCCUAAACCUCGCAGCAUUGAUGCUCCAAAAUAUGGCAUCCCAUCCAUUCAGACUCUAGUUGGUAAAGCAUUGCCUAUGAUUGGAACAUAUGGAGACCUGGAUAACAAUCAACAGAAGGUUGCACUCAUUGAUGAAGACAUGUGUAUCAACUGUGGUAAAUGUUAUAUGACCUGUAAUGAUUCAGGCUAUCAAGCAAUCAUCUUUAACCCCAAGACUCACUUGCCAAGAGUAUUAGACGACUGUACAGGAUGCACUCUGUGUGUGUCCGUCUGUCCCAUUAUUGACUGCAUCAGAAUGGUCGAGCGCCAGGGUCCCUACAUUCCAAAACGAGGCAUCCCUCUGGGAGCAGGAGUUGUACCUCGCAUACCUGCUCUGGGUCCUGUUGAACUCUUUCCUUCAUCCUGAAUAUAGUACUCCUCACUUAACAACCGAUUUAGAUUCCUAAGAGUAGGUCGGUAAGUGAAUUGGUCGUUAAACAAGGAGUCACCCCUUACUGAUAUUUCAAGCAUACUGUACUGGUAGUGGGUUUGUGUCAACCAUCUUUAGAUAUUGUUUUAAUGCCACCUUUGCACUAUUUAUAACAUUUUUAGUACUAUAUUAAAAACAGAACUAGGCAUUCAAAACAAUAAGAAAGUAAAAUACACAUACAGUACACUCAUUACCGUAUUUUGAAGCUUAUUAGACGCAUGUUUUGUCCCAUAAAAUGUCUCCAAAAACCACCCUGCGUCCUAAAAACUGAUGGUCAGUGACGAGAGCUAUAAGUUUGGGGUGUGGGAUGGGCUAUAGCUCUCCCAGUUACGUCUGAUGCCGAGCCAUUGAAACUAAAACAAGUCUUAUAAGCCGCGAAAUACAGUACUUACCUAAAAAUAUUUGUAGUCUUAACGUAAGGUGAGAGGUGAGUAGCAUUUAUUAUAGCAAUACAAUGUAUACACAGUACACUCAUUACUUACCUUAAAAUAUUUGUAGUCCUAAUGUAGGAUGAGAGGUGUGUAUUGUAGAAAGAGGAAAAAGAGCAAAGAAUGGAAGUACAUUAUUAUUAUUAUUAUACUCAUGGGAGAGUGCUAAACCCGUAGGAUUAUACAGCACCUGUGGGGGGGAUUGAGAUGGAAGGCAUUCACUCUCAAUUCAGGGAACUAGAGCACAGAUCCAAUUCCCUAGAUCAAGAGCCCCUCACCAGUGUCAAAGGAACCUCCUUUGAGGGGGGAAGAAAUACAAAAAAAGUUAACUGUAAAGGGGUUAGUGAUGCAUCUCAGCAUCAAGCAAUCUCCAAGACCAUAUAUUUUGGCUAUAAAUUUGUACUUUACUGUGCACCCCCAUAGUACAAGACAGAUGUGCAGCAGCACUUGGAAGAGGGAAAACAAGAGGAAACUGGAAGAAGUACAAAAGAAGUUCACUGUAAAGGGGUUAGCCGGUAUGUUCAUCUGUGUGUUUACAUUCUCGGCAUAUCUCUGGGUCUCUCAUGGCAUCGUAAGAAAUGAAUACUCGGUGAACAAAAUAUGCUGAUGGUAGUAGUACAGUAAUAAUAAUAAUUGUUUUGGAGCACUUGAAAUGUCAUAUUAUUACCAUUGACAUACCUUGUUCACUGAGUUUAAUAAUUUCUUAGAUGCUCACUGUUAUCAUGUAUGAACCAACCAUAUGCCUACAGGAAUUAAUACACAUUCAUUUGUGUUUAUAUUCUUGGCAUCUCUUCUCUCUCUCGUUUACUCGUUCUCUCUACGCCACCUAUGUGAUAUUUAAAGCAUCUAAUGUGUAUACAGCUCUAAUAUACAUUACUUAGGUAUGCAUACUGUAAAUACAGGUAAUCGUUUUCAUUUAUUCUGAAUAAAGAAAAAGUCAUCAGCAUCAUCGGAGCUAUCAGCAGGCUUAUCAGCUACUGUAGAGGGCCCAGGUAAGGGAGAUGACGGCUAAGAAAUGGAGGGACUUGUAGGGGUAAGGGUCCUGGAUGUAACUUUCAAGAAGAAUCCCAUUAUGUGUAUGUUUACCUGAAUAAACUCACUUGACUGACUAUAAUGACUAGGCUUAUUAACUAGAUUGAGUGACUAUCAACCAAGGGAACGAGCCUGAGAUUGAGAAAGGGUGAUGCGAGAUGAGAUGCUUGAUGCUGAGAUGUGCUGCCAUUUCUACGACCAAAGUUCUCGCACAGCUUACAAUACCAACUGGUCAGAGAGCUGGUUGUAAAGCUGAGCAGUCUUUAAACAAGUAGGUUAGGUGUCAUUACACUCGGUGUCAUUGCAUUUCCUCUUUCCACUCAUAUUUGCAUAUACAAGGGGUACCAGUACUUAAUUAUAUAAAGAAAAAAAAUUGUGUACACCUGGAGAGGGGUAGCAGGGGGGUCAACGCCCCGGUCUGUGACCAGGCCUCAUGGUGGAUCAGGGCCUGAUCAACUAGGCUGUUACUGUUGGCCGCACACAACCCAAUGUACGAACCACAGCUCAGCUGGUCAGGUAGUAACUUGAGGUGCCUGUCCAGUGCCUUCUUGAAGACAGCCAGGGGUCUAUUGGUAAUCCCCCUUAUGUAUGCUGGGAGGGAGUUGAAGUCUUGGGCCCCUGACACUUAUACAGUAUCAGUGUCUUAUAAGGCUACACAACUUCACUGCUCAGUCUGGAGCGAUACCGAUGUUCUCAAUGCGCUAGUCCAGUACAUAGAAGCAGUCCAAUAUUAGUGUGUAAUGCAAUUAUAUUAUUAAAUUUAUAAACUGGAUAUCAAAACCCAUACUGUUCAAAACUGUACUAUUCAAGGUAUUGCUGUAUACACUGGCAAAACUUAACCCUACAAGUUCUCUAGUUUUCCAUUACAUGUGCCUUACUGUAUUAUUUGUCAUAAUUUCAUAUACUUGCUGAUUGAAUAAAAUACUGUACUAACAUCCACAA